AUGCCUCCAAAACGGAAGGCAUCAACUGUAGCUGCAUCGCCUGCUGCCACUGAAGCGCCCGUCCAUCGUUCGAAGAUCCGCCGUUCUGAAGUGCCUUUGCCUCCGAAUGCUGCAGGAAAGGACAAGAAGCUACCACGCCGACAAUCAUCCCGUGGGGGUACCGCAGUCACAAACCCAAACGUCAACCCUGAAGUCCUCGAUGCGCCCAAUGCUCUACGCGCUUCACCUGAUGGGCAUGAAUGCGCCGAAAGUGAGGCCCACCUGCAUCAGCACGACAUCAACGCCGGCAAUGCAGUGAACGGCGUCAAUGCGGCCUCAGCUAAGCCUUCAAACUCGCAAAAUGCAACCACGGAGGUCAAGGCAGUUCCAUCGACGGGUACCGAGGGCAUUGACGAAGCUGGAGCCACUUCUGUAGCGCCAACGGCCGGCAGGGCCAAGAGGAAGAAGGCUGGCGCUACACAUGUGAAGACAGAAGGCGGAGACCUCGAUACGGCACCCACAAAUGGCGCUGUGGAGAACGGCACGGCCCCUGCAGAAGAUGCAGAUGUCACUGGCGAUCCUGAAGCCGAAGCUGUAGACGGCGAGGAGGGGGAUGAAGUGGAGCUCAAGCAAGCCCUGGCACGGCCUCCUCCUGUCAACUCUGAAUACCUUCCUCUUCCGUGGAAGGGGCGGCUAGGAUAUGCUUGUCUCAACACCUACCUUCGAAACGCCAAUCCUCCCGUGUUCAGCUCCAGAACGUGUCGGAUCGCGAGCAUCAUCGAACAUCGCCACCCUUUGAAAGACCCCUCUCAGCCGGAACAUGCCACCAAGAACCGCCCUGAUAAGGAGCAGCCGGCUGAUCAUGCACGAGGACAGAAGUAUGUUGAGGAGCUGGGCCUUGCCAACGUUCGAGAUAUCAGCAAGAUGAUUCGAUGGAACGACAAGUACGGCAUUAAGUUCAUGAGAUUGAGCAGCGAGAUUUUCCCGUUUGCGAGUCAUGAGCAGUAUGGCUACAAGCUUGAGCCUUUUGCUGCAGAAGCGCUGGCGGAAGCUGGCAAAGUCAUUGCUGAGCUGGGCCACCGAGUCACUACACAUCCUGGCCAGUUCACGCAGUUGGGUUCGCCACGGCAAUCUGUCAUUGAGAAUGCUAUCCGUGAUCUUGAGUAUCACGCUGAGAUGUUGUCGCUGCUCAAAUUGCCACCGCAACAAGACCGCGACGCUGUCAUGAUCAUGCAUCUAGGUGGGGCUUUUGGUGACAGACCAGCAGCCCUCGAGAGAUUCCGUGAGAAUUACGCAAGGCUUUCGGAUGGUGUCAAGAAACGACUUGUUCUCGAGAAUGAUGAUGUGGUGUGGAACGCUCAUGAACUUCUGCCAAUGUGCCAGGAACUCAACAUACCGUUCGUGCUUGACUUCCAUCACCAUAACAUUUUGUUCGACAGCACCAAGCUUCGGGAAGGCACAAAAGAUGUCAUGGACAUGUAUCCUGCGAUCCUCGAAACAUGGUCAAGGAAGAACAUCACACCGAAGAUGCACUAUUCUGAGCCUUGUCCAGGUGCCAUCACAGGGAGGGACCGAAGGAAGCAUUCGCCUCGUGUGAUGACCUUCCCUCCGUGCCCAGAUACGAUGGACUUGAUGAUCGAGGCGAAGGACAAAGAACAAGCCGUCUUCGAGCUUAUGCGGACUUUCAAGUUGCCAGGCUUUGAGCGGAUCAACGACAUUGUCCCUUACCAACGACCAGAUGAGAACAGGCCGUGGAAGCCCAAGCCAAAGGCAAAGCCCAAGAAGAGCAAAAAGAAGACCGAUGAUCUUGAGGAGGUCGAUGCGAAGCUUGAGGAAGCGGAAGAGGAGGAUGUCCCCCCUCCCCACGUUCCUGACGAAGAGUUGGGCAUGGGUGGGCCUGAGGGGCGAGUGUAUUGGCCGCCCACAAUGGAGGAAUGGCUUCGGCCACCGAAGCGCGUUAUCAAGAAGAAAGAGGAGGGCGCCGCUACGCCGGCUAAGAAGAAGCAGAAGGCUGCAGCCACCGACAAUGCCUCCGUUGCUAGUGAAACCGCAGGCCUUGACCAAGUCAAGACCCCAGCUAAGAAGGCGGCGCCCAAACGGGCUGCUAGUUCGACAAAGAAGAAGGCACCGAGAGCUGUCCCUACACCCUCUCCGUCUGAUGACGAGGAUGGUCUUAGCUCGCCACCGCUCAGCGACUUGGACGAUGAGGACAAGGCUCCUGCCGUGCGGAAGCGAGCUGCACGACCCACGCCUACGCGGAAAAAGUCUGGUAGAGCUGCGGCGAGUAAGGUUAGCUACAACGAGGAAGACGCCGACGAGAUGAGCUUGUAA
This is a messenger RNA of Boeremia exigua, 2310 nucleotides long. Its product is annotated as UV-endonuclease UvdE-domain-containing protein. The transcript is spliced from 2 exons. Gene Ontology annotation, cellular component: nucleus; mitochondrion. Gene Ontology annotation, biological process: response to UV; nucleotide-excision repair; mitochondrial DNA repair. The coding region runs from base 1 to 2310 and encodes 769 amino acids. The record is from RefSeq and is a predicted model, not a curated record. Lineage: Eukaryota; Fungi; Ascomycota; Dothideomycetes; Pleosporales; Didymellaceae. Gene Ontology annotation, molecular function: endonuclease activity.